Letharia columbiana is the source of this 5289-nucleotide messenger RNA. RefSeq lists its product as uncharacterized. Bases 1 to 5289 code for a protein of 1762 amino acids. Gene Ontology annotation, biological process: proteasome-mediated ubiquitin-dependent protein catabolic process; ubiquitin recycling. Lineage: Eukaryota; Fungi; Ascomycota; Lecanoromycetes; Lecanorales; Parmeliaceae. Gene Ontology annotation, molecular function: ubiquitin binding; RNA binding. The record is from RefSeq and is a predicted model, not a curated record. Gene Ontology annotation, cellular component: cytoplasm; nucleus. The transcript is spliced from 9 exons.
AUGUCUUUAGCAUAUCUUCCGUUGCCGAAGCUUACAAGAUGCAAUAGGUCGAUACUACCUUCGGAUUACUCCAAGCAAGGAGAUACUCCAUCUGCGCGGCUCUCCAAAUUGGGCUGCGGACCAUAUCGUCGUCAAAAACACACAUCAGGCUGGACUCCCGCCAACAAGAUUCCAGAUGUCGAGCCGUUUGAUUAUCGAAAGGAUUCUCGAAAGCCGAAGUACAUCGAGAAGGGUGAUCCACUGCAAGAUGAGGAGAUACUCCUGCAAGGUCUGCCAAUCGUCGAGCCGGGAGACGAGGCAAUCAACACUAUCAGAAAGGUACCAAGCGAUCAGGCUCUUAUGCCGUUGAGAUGGGGUAGCAGUCGCAGGGCAACCGGCCGAUCCAAAAGUGGACUGCAGAUCCAAGUACCGAGUAGCAACGCGCCAACAUCAUUAAUUCUUGGGGAAGCUAUCACCGGAAAAUCCAUCAUUUACGCAUACACCUCGUCUUCUUCCUCAUCGAGCGGGAGAACAACGAGCAGCUUCGGUGCUGUAGGAGAUCAUCUUGCUUCGACUAGAUCUGCCGUUUUGCCUAGGACCUUGGCGGCGAUGGGAGAUCAGAACCCAUCUGUCAAAGUAGAGCGGUCCGUUAUGAGUGCUAAUUGUCGUACUCGGUCUCCUCUUGCGGAUCUAGUCCUCAGCUCAACGCCUGAUGAAGAGUCGUACCAGUUGCUAGCUCUCGGUCAGGUUGGACCGUGGAAACGACCCUUCACACCACAGCUUGUCAAACCCUCGAGACUUUGUACUCUAAUUCAACGGCGAAGAUCCCUCUCCGACUUGAAAGAAGCCCCGCAGGCUCGACAAUGUUCUGUAGGCGUAGAGCUGGAAGCUCCAAAACCGCAGGUACCAGCAAAUAUGAAGGUAUUGGGACCAGAUGAUAUUAAAGCCGUCAGGAAAGAUAGCCUUGUUCAGACGGAUGAAGUCAGCUCCAUCGAGGCAAAAGAGCCACCAGUAUGGUCACGCAAAGGUCUUCCAUUCGAAGAGAACCGCCGAGCACGGAGUGGGCUGCGCGUUCAUCUGAGGUACCAAAAUUAUAGUCUUGAUCCUGAAACACUCUCUCUUCCCUAUGGAUCGAAAGUGUUCAUCAUGAAAUCGACCAAUAUCCAUAACCUGCGAGCUUCGGUGGAACACGAAGUCUGGUCAUCAACGAAGGGUGCAAAUAGAGUGCUCCAAAAUGCUUGGGAGAGCAGGAAGCCAGGGGAAAAGAUCAUUUUCAUGUUUUCCAUCACCCAUAGUCAUAGAUAUGGUGGAAAGUACUGUGGUCUGGCGGAAAUGUCCGGACCAUUCGAUCCAGAGAGGGAAGUUAAUAUUUGGACAGAGGGACUUCAAGGCAAUGAAGGAGUGAUUCCGACGCGAUGGAUCGUUGCCAAAGAUGUUGAAUUCUCCGCCUUUGACGACUUGAAUUACAAUGACAAACGUGUCACCCAAUUGAGACAUGCAAACACGGUUCCUGGCGAAGCAGGUCGCAACCUUGUGCAGAGGUACUUCGAAGCAGAGCAUUCGGCGACCGCAAUCCUCCACCCCAAGACAGAGCUUGCAUCUUCUACUCCAGACAGACGAGACAGGCGAUCAAACCCCCCGAGCGCUUCCAACUCCAGUAGACGAGUUCCUUGGGGAUUGCCGCCACGCCCCACAGCACCAGCUCAGGGCCCUCAUCCUGCCUAUAGAUCCAUCUAUGGGCAAGCAGCUCCGGCAUACCCGCCACAUCCGGUGUACACUCCCUUGGACAAUAGACUGCCACAUUCUCAGAUGCCUUAUGGUGCCGUCACGAACAACAGGGGUGAUUCCACCACUUACCCAAUCGUCCCAUACAAGAUUGUUCGAGUACAACGCGCUCCCGCUCGUGUCAUCUUCGUGUCUGAUGGUCUCUUCCCCCUUCAAGACGGCUCUAUGGUACCUCAUCCUACUAUGAACCCUCCCUCUCGGGGACUUGAAACUGUCCUUCCCACGCAGUCGAAUGCUACUCCACCGACUAUGUUGACAGGUCAGGCAAUGCAGGAAGAAGCAUUACAGCCACUAGAGGGUAUCCGGUCCGAGGAUGCGCUGGGACAAUUCUCCUACGCUCCAGCUACUCAGACUACAGUCGUCACUACGACUACAACGACUACCACCAAUUUCCCACCUAUCAUGAUGAAGGCUCCCCAGCAUCUAUAUGACUUGGAUCCAAAGCUGUAUCCCUUGGCUUCUUCACCAACACCGACAUCCAUUAAGAAAUUGUGCUUCGAUGUGGAUGGGACACCAACAUUAUUUCAGGAAGCAGACGACACGCUUGAAACUCUAGAGAAGCUCAAGCAUCAGCAAAAAGCCUUAACAGCGUCUGACGGUGCGCUACGCUCCGUUGCAAAAUCCGACCAUGCUUUUGAGAGACCCAGACCAGAGGAGUUACGAAUGGGAAGCUCAGACGCGUUAUCACAUCAGCAAGCGUCCAGCACAGCUCCGAGUAGUAGGCGGAAGCGAUCGGCGUCACCAGUAUCCAUCUCAGAAGCCGUUACGCUGGCUAGUGGGCAAGUCCCCCGCAAGAGAAGAUUAGUGUCAGGAGGUAAUACAAGCUCAAGCUUGGGAAACGCUGACUUUUCAACACGAAAAGCUUCACAGUCAAGAUUGCAGAUCGUUCAGACAUCGACACCAAUCACUCCGCAUCUUGGUAGGAGCAAUACUGUCCAAAACCAAACACCCCCAGUGUGGCUGUCAGAAGCAAUGGAGGAACACGAGAGGGAAGAUCCGGUGUCAAGCACUUUCGAUGCAUCUGCAGCAAACGAGGAUGAUCCUCAGAUCUUGAGUCCCAGGUCAGAGACCACAAGAGGAGUAACAUCUCGAGAGGACGGUGUUGCCAAUCAUGAAAAUGACAUGAUCGAAGAUUCAGAAGUCCAAUCGGCGUGGCGAGAUCUGGGCAUCGGAUCCGCCAUGACUCCUCGUAUGGAGAAUGAUGAAGAUGAGGUUUUUCCACAAUUCCGACAGCCAGAUCGUCCAAGGCCAACUAUACUCGAUACGACUGCUGCACAAGAUGUUAGCCUACCUAGUCCAAGUCUGUCUCCAGUCACUGCGGCGGCGAACAUGCAGAGUCGCAGAGGGUAUUUUGAGCAACCUAUUCUGGGACGUACAAAUGCCCCUGGAAGUUUUCAAUCUCUACUCUCUCAGAGUCAGAACAGCAUGAGAUCAAGCAUUUCCGACGAAGCUUUGCACAUUUCCCUGAAUGGAGAGACAUCAGAACCAGCAUCCAAGGAAGUGGCCCCAGCCAACGGCCAGAUCUCCACACGAUCUCUUCUGAGCCUGCCGUCAAUGGUCGAUACUUUCGAAGCCAUGCCCGAGGAAAUGAAAAGUUAUCUCAUGUAUCAAUUCUUACGUCGUUGCUCAAAGCCAGUACUUCAUUUUGUCGCUGACGUGGUCAACCCGGCACUCAAGUGCGAUUUUCUAAGGCUUCUUCCUGUGGAGCUCUGUAUCAAUGUGAUCGGCAACCUUGAUGUUAAGACGCUUUGUCGUGCCGCUCAAGUUUCGAAGAGAUGGAGGCAGCUCAUUGAUUCUUCCGAGAAGAUAUGGAAACGUCUCUUUGAUGUCGAUAACUACGUUUUGCCAGAAGGCGAGCUCCCAAGGGCAAUCCGCGAGGGAUGGGGCUGGCAGUCUGAAUCUCAGACAGAAGACCAUGAAAAGGAUCUUAGUGCUUUCUCGACAAACCCCUCGGAUACGGAUUUGUCGGUCUCGUCACGCAUGUACCGAGAACAUUCAGGGACGAGUCCAUUUGCUGCCUCACAGAGCGGUUCUGCGACUCCACAGACCAAGAAAUCAAAGCGAAAAGCAAAGUCAAAGUCGAAGCCAUCAAGUCGCAAGUACCAAAAGAGGAUUCAUUCGGCCUCGGUCGAUUCAAUAGACCUCGAAGAAGAAGCUUUGCUGGACAUGGCAUCGGCCGACGGUCCAUAUGCAGCUGCCAAUGCGGCCGCUGCAGCAGUGCCAUAUCCUCGCAUUGGGCUACCGAGUCUAAAGAAUUUGCAUCUGUUCAAGUCGAUCUUCAUGAGACAUCACAUCAUUCGUAAGACCUGGAUGCAAGACGAAGUCACACCUCGCCACAUAGCCUUCAGAGCACAUCAACGGCAUGUGGUAACAUGCUUGCAGUUUGACGCAGAUAAGAUUCUCACCGGCAGUGAUGAUUCUAACAUCAACGUCUAUGAUACGAAGACCGGCGCCCUCCGAGCCACACUCGAAGGACACGAAGGAGGCGUCUGGGCAUUGCAAUACGAAGGUAACGUCCUGGUCUCCGGUUCCACCGACCGGACUGUCCGAGUGUGGGAUAUCGAGAAAGGUAAAUGCACGCAAGUAUUUCAGGGGCACACAUCUACUGUACGAUGCUUGCAAAUCCUGAUGCCCACGCCCGUCGAAGGCAAGAGUCGAAAUCAAAUGAUGCCGAAACAGCCACUCAUCAUUACCGGUUCUCGAGAUUCAAACCUUCGAGUAUGGAAAUUGCCUAAACCUGGAGAUGCGCCACUCUUCCAAACAGGACCAGCACCAGACGAAAACGCCGAUUGUAAAUACUUUGUCCGUACUCUAUCUGGUCACCAUCAUUCGGUUCGUGCAAUUGCUGCUUACGCCGAUACGCUCGUCAGUGGAAGCUAUGAUUGCAGUGUACGAGUAUGGAAAAUCUCAACGGGGGAAACCCUCCACCGUCUACAAGGGCAUACUCAGAAGGUAUAUAGCGUUGUCCUAGAUAACAAAAGAAAGCGUUGCAUCAGUGGCUCGAUGGACAACCUCGUCAAGGUCUGGUCGCUCGAAACUGGGACCGUGUUGUUCAACCUCGAAGGCCAUUCAUCUCUGGUGGGUCUUCUGGAUUUGCAGCAGGAUCGUCUUGUGUCUGCCGCAGCUGACUCGACUCUGCGAAUAUGGGACCCAGAAAACGGGCAUUGUAGAAGCACAUUGAGUGCACAUACUGGCGCGAUCACUUGCUUUCAACACGACGGCCAGAAAGUCAUAUCUGGGUCAGAUCGAACUCUGAAGAUGUGGGACGUCGCAACUGGCGACUUCGUCAAAGAUUUGUUGACCGAUCUAAGCGGAGUAUGGCAAGUUAAGUUCAAUGAGCGAAGAUGCGUUGCUGCCGUCCAGCGCAACAAUUUAACCUACAUCGAGGUACUGGACUUUGGCGCCUCUAGGGACGGUGUUCCGGGACACAAGCGAGGCCGCCGUAUCGUUGUCAAUAUGGAUGGGCAAGAAGUUUCUGACCCUCACGAUACCUCCGCCGACGCCGAUAUCAUCGUGGAAGACUAA